Molecule: messenger RNA, 677 nt
Organism: Ricinus communis (castor bean)
Lineage: Eukaryota; Viridiplantae; Streptophyta; Magnoliopsida; Malpighiales; Euphorbiaceae
Product: transmembrane protein 234 homolog
Exons: 1
Coding region: 166-564 (132 amino acids)
Source: RefSeq, a predicted model, not a curated record
AAUCAUUUUCGGAUGCCAACAUAGAGGAACUCAGCGGCCCAAAACCUGGUCACGAACACAGCCGCACUCACUGUCCACUAACUACCAAAACGAUGUCAUUUACAUGCAUCUUCCACAAAAACAAUCACUACUCCGGAUCCCGGAAUCACCUGUAGAAGAUCACGAAUGGCAAGGGAUAUAGAAAAGAUGGUGGCUGUAGGCCUGAUUUGGGGGUCCACCAACGCGUUAAUCCGUCGUGGCGCUCUGCUAUGGGACCAAAAAGUCCACUCACCUCCGUCGCCAAAGCUCAACAAGAAUAGACUUCUAUCUUUACUUAAUAACAUGUUCAGUCUACUCUUAUUUUGGCAAUAUUCUGUUCCUUUCUUGCUUAAUCUCUCAGCCUCCGCUACUUUCUUUGCUCUCUUAAGCAACGCACCCAUUUCUCUUGCUGUUCCCGUCACUAAUGCUACAACUUUCGCCGCUACAGCUGUGUUUGGGAUAUUUUUAGGGGAAAAGACACAAGUUGGGCUUGCUUUGUUAGGUACGGGUUUUAUUGUUAUUGGUAUUUGGCUUUGUAUUACAUGAUUUUAUUUAAUUCUUGAACUUCACUUUAAAGCAAAUUACGUCUACUUGCUUAAGAAUAAUCGAAAGAUUUUGAUGUAUGUUAUGCUAAGUAAAUUGUAUUUAUUUUUUAUGGA